CCCACCCACACCCACCCCGACCACCGGCCAACCGUCCCACCACCUUCCUCCUUCGUCGGACCUGGCUGGCCCCAACCUCUUCCUUCCUUGCGCCGCCUCAUGAAUCCAGUGCUUCCUACCUCACCGGCAAGUCGCCCACCGUGCAACCCCACUGCUCGAUCCCGUCGCCGGCUUAUGAGGAGGACUGUAUCUGGCCGCCCUUCUCCCUCCCCUCCCCUUUCAUGGAUCCACCUCGUAGAAAAAGACCCGCCGUCCAUUCCCAUGGCCACAAACCUCCCCCCUUCCUGUCUCCAAGCAGACGGCCCAGCCAGACCCAGCCGUGGUGCGCCAAGCAGGCGGCCGUGCUCCACUUUCCCAUCUCCAUGCCCGUUGAAAAAAUUGGGUUCGAGCCCUCAUGCAGUUGGUGCCUUCUCGUGGAUCUGGAUCAAAUCUCGCUCCAACUGCGGCCAUCUGGUUGUGCAACGGUUAGUACCACCGGCGACGAGGAGCGCGGCUCCCUCCAAGCUCCCCUCCUCCUUCUGUGCGGUACAAAGAGGAGUGCGGUGCUCCAUCUCCACCAUGCGGGCUCCUCCUGCGAUGGGAAGUUGGGUAUCUGCCCCGGCGACCACUCCCAAGCCGCCACGAUUGGCCCCGAUGGCGCGGCCACCCUCUACCAUGCCCCUUCUCCACUUCUCCUUCUCCUUCCCCGUGGUGCACGAGAAGAACCCCUGACGGUCCCAGGUUUCCAAAGACAUCUGUGGUUCGCACUAAAAAAAUUCACGUUGGACCACUUGUUUGUAGGAGCAAUUACUUCAACCGCGUGUGGUUAUUAGAUUUUUGGGUAGAGGGAAUAUCUAUGCAGUAUUGCAGUUCAUUGUAAAGUUUUGUCUUUGGAAACUUCCCUUUGUAAAGAGAAAUUUGUAAGGCACCCAUUUACUUCAGUAAAGUUUUGUCCGAUGCAGUU
Messenger RNA from Triticum dicoccoides, 943 nucleotides. RefSeq lists its product as uncharacterized. NCBI's taxonomy places the organism in Eukaryota, Viridiplantae, Streptophyta, Magnoliopsida, Poales, Poaceae. The coding region runs from base 222 to 812 and encodes 196 amino acids. The transcript is spliced from 3 exons. The record is from RefSeq and is a predicted model, not a curated record.